Messenger RNA from Suillus fuscotomentosus, 1920 nucleotides. RefSeq lists its product as uncharacterized. NCBI's taxonomy places the organism in Eukaryota, Fungi, Basidiomycota, Agaricomycetes, Boletales, Suillaceae. Gene Ontology annotation, cellular component: membrane. Gene Ontology annotation, biological process: transmembrane transport. The record is from RefSeq and is a predicted model, not a curated record. The coding region runs from base 1 to 1920 and encodes 639 amino acids. Gene Ontology annotation, molecular function: myo-inositol:proton symporter activity. The transcript is spliced from 9 exons.
AUGAGUGAGAUGUCGACGUCCCCAACGUCCCCAACCUCGAACGAAAAACCUGAUACCGCAGUAAAGAACCCGCAUGAUGUUCACCGUCAAAGGUCAAAUAUGGACGCAAGGACAAGAGCCAUCGCUAAUGCCAAUGCCAAAUUGUCAAACCCCUUGAGCGGCAUACCUUAUGAUCGUUUAAUGGCGGAUGUCGAAAUUUUUGCCGAAGAGAGAGGACUGACCCAUCUGCUGCCUGAGCUUGAGAAAGGGGCCCUUGUUGCCCAGGAUUCCACUUGUUAUGAUCGUUUAGACAUAUUUUCAGCUGAAGACAAGCGAAUUUUAAAGGAAGAGGUUACGCACAGGUGGCGCCAAACGCCCAUGCUGUACUACAUGGUCGUAAUGUCAUCACUUGCAGCGGCUGUUCAGGGAAUGGACGAGGCUGUUAUCAAUGGUGCUCAAAUCCUUUAUCCCACACAGUUCGGCAUCGGUAGUUCCAACAACCGCGAUUCAUGGUUGGUCGGUCUCAUCAACUCUGCACCGUACUUAUGCUGUGCCACAAUUUCUUGUUGGAUGACGCAACCGCUCAACCACUAUCUUGGGCGUAAAAAGACCAUUUUUGUCACUUGCAUGAUCUCGUUCUUGACAUGUAUCUGGUCUGCAUUGACAAACAGCUGGUGGCACCUUUUCAUCGCACGAUUCUUCCUUGGCUUUGGUAUUGGUCCCAAAUCUACCACUGUCCCAGUGUAUACCGCCGAGUGUUCACCUGCACCAAUACGUGGCGCUCUCGUCAUGAUGUGGCAGAUGUGGACCGCUUUCGGUAUUGCUCUAGGAGAUCUUAUCGACUUGGUAUUCUACUUCAUUCCAGACGCCCCGGGUGUGACUGGUCUGAACUGGCGUCUCAUGCUAGGUUCUGCUGGCGUCCCCGGUCUUGUUGUCUGCUUGCAAAUCUUAUUUGCACCCGAGUCGCCUCGUUGGUUAAUCUCCAAGGGUCGCUACGAGGAUGCUUUCAAUGAGCUUUGUCGACUUCGUUUCUCGCACGUCCAGGCUGCUCGUGAUUUGUACUACAUUCACGUGUUGCUCGAGGCGGAGAACGAUAUGGAGGGUCGCAACCGUAUGGUUGAGAUGUUCGCGAUUCCACGUAACAGGCAUGCUGCCCUUGCUAGUUGGGUCGUCAUGUUCGGUCAGCAGUUUUGCGGUAUCAAUGUCAUCGCUUACUACUCGUCCAACAUCUUCCUGGCUUGUGGUUUCACGCAAAUUCCGGCAUUGACUUCUUCCUUUGCAUUUGGAACACUUAAUUGGUUAUUCGCCCUCCCUGCUAUCUUCACUAUCGACACUUUUGGGCGAAGGAACUUACUUUUGUUCACAUUUCCUUGCAUGGCCAUCUGUCUUUUAAUCACAGGGUUCUCCUUCUGGAGUACUUCGGAAACAGGGCGUGCAGCUGGCGUCAGUAUCGGAAUAUACCUCUUUGCGAUCUUCUAUUCUCCAGGCGAAGGUCCAGUGCCGUUCACGUACUCCGCAGAGGCAUUUCCUCUCUAUAUCCGUGAUGUUGGCAUGUCCUUUGCCACCGCAACCACUUGGUUCUGGAACUUCGUUCUGUCAAUCACUUGGCCUUGGCUUAUCUUGGCCUUCGGGCCACAAGGUGCCUUCGGCUGGUAUGCAACAUGGUGCUGUAUCCUCUGGGUACUCGUCUUGUUAUUGGUGCGCGAGACGAAAGACAAGACCCUGGAGGAGCUCGAUCAAGUUUUUUCUGUCCCCCUUGGCACGCACGCUGCAUACGGCCUGCGGCAGAUACCCUACGGCUUCAAGAAGUUUGUGUUGUUCCAGAACCCUGUCCCUGAGCAGCUUUAUCGGGUUAAGAGCGAGGCCGAGGUGUUGAAUGCUGGGGACGACGAGAAGGCAAGGAGGCAGGAGAGGGAGGAUAUGGAGAAGGCAAAUGCAUGA